This is a messenger RNA of Magallana angulata, 2588 nucleotides long. RefSeq names its product beta-1,3-galactosyltransferase brn-like. The transcript is spliced from 3 exons. The record is from RefSeq and is a predicted model, not a curated record. Lineage: Eukaryota; Metazoa; Mollusca; Bivalvia; Ostreida; Ostreidae. Gene Ontology annotation, molecular function: UDP-glycosyltransferase activity; hexosyltransferase activity. Gene Ontology annotation, cellular component: membrane. Bases 339 to 1427 code for a protein of 362 amino acids.
AUUCGCUACACUGUUCAAGUGGUAUUGUAGCCUUCUUGAACAAUUAUCCAGGUGCCAGGAUAUCAAUGAAGGGUUGUUUCUGGCAUACACCGGAAGCAAACCCACUGGGGUACCUUAAAGUCGUGAUUUUUAACUAAGAAUUAUCAACUGAAGGUACCAGCGUGUCAAAAUCAUUGGAAGGGGAGUAGAGGGAAUACGGAAGUCGGCACAAGGCGGGAUAUUGAUCAGAUAUUAACGCCGCAGGAUGCAGCGAUGGAAGCCGUUUCGUUAAAAUAGGAUUAGUAAACCCGUUUGAAGAUGCUUGGCUAAUGAAAGCAUCCCUCUGAUUUGGAAUUGCGAUGAGGAUUUCGCUGAAGUCAUGGGACAGACACAUAGUCAAGUUCUUGAGGCGAAAAAUUGUCUUCAUCCUGUUCCUGUUCAUAUUCUUCCUAGCAGCAUUUACAACACUUGGAACUACAAUUGUCCAGCAACACAGUUACAACCGGAGACCGGUCGAGGGCAUAUUGCCUCAAAUAUUUCCUAAUGAAGAAAUUAUCGAGUUUCGGUUUUAUUCCUACGAAACGGAAUAUCGAUAUCCGCCGAUAAAUGUAGAUUUCAGACAGAAAAUAGAUAACAAUAACUUGGACCUGCCAGUUGUGAAUCCACAUCCGUUUAAGUACAUUCUAAAAGCUGAUCACAUUUGCCACCAAGCACAAAAUGCUAGUCUCAUCAUUGUAGUCAAGUCGGCCGCACCUCAUUUUGAAUUGCGAAAUGUUCUACGAAACACUUGGAUACCAAAGGCAAAGGCCAACAACUUCGCUGUGGUGUUCGCUCUGGGAUAUAACAAACUGGUGCAGCAGCAGGUGUUACAAGAGAAUGCAAAGAAUCGUGAUAUUAUACAGGAGGACUUCACUGACUCUUAUCUUAACAACACGUACAAAACUAUUAUGUCCUUCAAUUGGGUGGUCGAACAUUGCAGUCAUAUCGAACACGUGUAUUUUGAUGACGAUGACAUGUUUCUUCAUAUUGAUAACCUAGCAAGUUACCUUAAAGUACAACAAAAUGAAACUGAUAAGAAUUUAUUCUCAGGAUCUAUGGCGAUCAAGGGAAAACCAGUUCGUAACCCCAGCUCAAAAUGGUACAUCUCAUGGGAGCAAUAUCCCUUUGACUAUUGGCCACCGUACGUCGGCGGAAGUUCCAUGAUAGCUCACAUGGCUAUCAUUAAGGAUAUGCAGAAAAUAUUCCCGUAUGUACUACCAUUGAACUUUGAUGACGUUUAUCUUGGAAUCAUUCUUCGCAAACUUCACGUGAAACCUACAAAUAAUACUCAUUUUGACAACACUUAUUUGAGAAAUUUUGAUAAGCUUCACUCUUUGAUAGCAAAUCAUGGAUUUGAUGAUCCACGUCUGUAUAACUCAACAUUCUACAAAAUUUUCCCCGAGGUUUAACAAAGAUUUCUUGAAUAGCUUCAUAUAGGAAGCACAUAUUUGCUUCUUGCACACAUUAUUUUUUAUUAGUUCAUCAGAAAUUAAAAUUGAUUUUUAUAAAAAAAAAUCAUACAAGUAAUAGUAAAAUGAAAGAUUAUAAUCUCCCGUUUAAUUUAAUUUUGGACAUUAAAAACCCCCCGGGAAAUUCCCUAAUUUUUGUCCCAUGAAGUCCUCUCUUCGCUCAACCAAAUACUAUUCCUACAUUAAACAUCGGUAUUAUCCAUGUUACCUUGACCUCAUAGUUUUGACGUGUAGGUAUGAACAUGUAGGUAGGUGAUGGGUCAAUUCUUCAUUGAUCCAUAUGACCCAACCUAGGUUCGAAAAAAAUGUACCAUGUGUUCAUUUCUGGAAAAAAACCUCUCAAUGAACUUUUCAUACAAUUUUUGUCGUGUUUGUAAAUACACUCAAGAAGUGAUAACUCAAUGUAAAGUCGGUUUGAACAAUUUAGACUUUUCUUUCCUUAUAAUAUGUAGUCGAGCAGAAAACAGCAAAACAAGUUGCAAUUGAUUAAUGUUUGUAACGACUUUCACUGUUUAGUUACAUGCAAGUACACACCGCCUUAAGUGAGCGUCUCAAAGAAAGUCAUGCAAAACAGUCCACAAGCAUGGUUGAUGUAUCAAUAUCAAUUUUGGUGUGCAACAUAGUAUUAAUAUGCCAUAAAAUUUGCCACAUAUGUUUUUGUCAUGGUUGGCAUAGUUCAUGAGUAAAAGGCAUGUUACAUGUAAGCUAUCGUAUUUAUGUAUACAGCUCACGUUUUAGUCUAUAGGUACAUUGCAGUACCACUGCGUUCCGUCCUUGCAUGUAUAAUCUAGGUUUAUUCCCAGUGUGAUAUCAAAUACAUGUAUUAGGUUAAUCUGUGAAUGUGAUGAAAUGUGAUCCAUUAUACAUAUUGUACAUGCAAUGUAGAAAAACAAAUAUUCCUAGAGUUGUAUUUGUCCUUUUGGGCUCAGGGAAAAAAAACCCAAACCAAUGUCUCUAAGAGAUGAGAUAUUUGGUAAAAAAUAAUAAAUGUUUACAAUAUUGUUCAGUACCAUAUUUAAUUUAAUAUUUAAUUUAUUUAUUAUACUGUAGUUUCUUGGAGAUUGAAUGGUAUAUGCAUAAUAAAAGCUGUAUCGCAUUUUG